Messenger RNA from Cajanus cajan (pigeon pea), 471 nucleotides. Its product is annotated as RING-H2 finger protein ATL67. The record is from RefSeq and is a predicted model, not a curated record. Gene Ontology annotation, molecular function: transferase activity. NCBI's taxonomy places the organism in Eukaryota, Viridiplantae, Streptophyta, Magnoliopsida, Fabales, Fabaceae. Gene Ontology annotation, biological process: protein ubiquitination.
AUGCCCAAUCUCUCUCCCUCCGUUUCCACCGUGCCACCCUCAAGCCUGGCCACCAACAAUGAACUCGACACGUUCACCAAGUUGUUCCUCUUACUAAUAUUCCUCUCUCUAUUCCUUCGCGUGUGUUACGUCUACAUCUCCAUGCGUCGUGACCGAAACCUCAACGCUAAUAACAUCCAACAUGGUGACGCUCAAAACAACACCACGGGGCUUCCCUAUAACGUUAUAAACUCGUACCACACUUUCCCUUAUAGCAAGACCAACAACGUGGCCACCGUUUACGACCACGAGACCACGUGUUCCAUAUGCAUCUCGGAUUACGAGGAGUCGGAGAUUUUAAGGAUGAUGCCGCAAUGCCGCCACUACUUUCACAAGGAUUGUGUUGACGUGUGGCUCAAGGUUCAUGCAUCGUGUCCCAUUUGUAGAAACUCCUUGGUGGAAGCUCGUAACAAUAACUUAGAAGAAGUCUAA